AUGAUAAUGGCAUUUGAUGAAGUUGUUACAGUUAUCCUUGUUGUCUUAUCUAUCCUACUAUACGGAACGUGCUCAACUGCUAGUCUCAUUUCCUUUGGAACAAGCGGAGCUUCUACUUACGACCAGAGCGACAGAAAAGACAGCACCGUCUCGCGCGAAACUUUUGCCUCUUUAGAAGAGCUCUCGCGCAUUGUUGACGUCUCGUACUGUGUCGGCAGUACAGGAGUACAGAAACCGUUCCGUUGCUUGAGUCGGUGUAAUGAAUUUCCGGGCUUUGAAUUGAUCACCACGUGGAGCACCGGCCCCCUCCUCUCGGACUCGUGUGGCUAUAUCGCGCUGUCCCAUUUCCCACAUGCGAAGCGCAUAAUUAUUGCUUUCCGUGGCACCUAUUCAAUCACAGACACUAUAAUCGACCUUUCAGCCUACCCGCAGGCGUACGUACCAUAUGACCCUAAUGGUCGGGACGACCAGGAGUUGUUAAGAUGUCGUAAUUGCACAGUUCACGCGGGAUUCCUGGCCUCGUGGCUGAACACUCGCCCGAUCAUCCUCAAACAUGUUUCGGCAGCAAGGAAACAGUAUCGUGACUAUAAAGUGGUGCUCGUCGGUCACUCGCUUGGUGGGGCAGUUGCAGCGCUGGCUGGGCUUGAGAUGCAAAUGCGAGGCUGGGAGCCGCAGGUGACGACAUUUGGAGAGCCUAAGAUCGGAAACAAGGAGUUUGUCACGUUUCUUAACGAAGCGUUCAAGCUCGGUACGGUGUCACCAUCAGAUGAUGCUCAGCAAUGGAAAUUCCGGAGGGUAACUCAUGUAAAUGACCCUGUGCCUCUCCUGCCACUAGAAGAAUGGGGAUAUGAGAUGCAUGCAGGAGAAAUUUUCAUUUCAAAGGCUGUUCUCCCGCCCUCCGAGUCCGACGUGAUAAUUUGCGAUGGUGACAAAGACGCACGCUGCAUCACUGGCGAACAAAAUAACAUGAGAGCCAUGUUUCACGAGAUCAAGUUGAAUGCGGCGAAGCACGAGUGGCUUUAUAGCGUGGCGGACCUCACAGAUCAGGUGGUUUUGGCUGAGAGUGACACAUCUCCAUCGGCAAUGGGCUUUCCAAGCGGCGCUGAAAGGCAACAGAUAUCGCUUCGCCUGCCGUGGAAUCUUAUUCCUUCUAGAUACCGACUCUGGGAGCUAUUCUUUGCUCACCGAGACUACUUCUGGCGGAUAGGUCUCUGCGUUCCUGGCGGGGAUCCAACGGGCAAGGAAAAGAAUUAUCAAUCCUAG
Molecule: messenger RNA, 1263 nt
Organism: Aspergillus oryzae RIB40
Lineage: Eukaryota; Fungi; Ascomycota; Eurotiomycetes; Eurotiales; Aspergillaceae
Product: lipase family protein
Exons: 2
Coding region: 1-1263 (420 amino acids)
Biological process (GO): lipid metabolic process
Source: RefSeq, a predicted model, not a curated record